UGGGUAGUGUAAAUCUAGCAUCACUUCAUCACUUCCCGUCAUUACUGCAUCUUUAGCUAUCUAUUGUUAUUAUUAGGUCAGUAUCCAGUAUCAGUUAUACAGCCGACUAUCAGUUGUUUACAAGAUGUCUGAGAAUGUGGUCGUGUUACUGUUGCUUAUGCAAAUCUCAAACAAUUACUGUGCCAGAAAUGAGCUAAAUAUUUUUUUAUUUAGUGGUCAUUAUGAAUUUGUAGAUUUAACUCAUUCAUUUGACAAUGAAACUAUUUAUUGGCCUAAUAGUCUAAACUUUGUUUUUGUAAAAAAGAUCGAAGAGCUUGGAGCUGACGGUUCAUGGUACGCCGCUAAUGAUUUUACAGCCGGAGAACAUGGAGGCACGCAUCUUGAUGCACCGUAUCACUUCUACAGAGGCGGUCUACAUGCUGGAGAAUUACCAUUGGAGAAACUUAUAGUGCCAUUGGUCAUAGUAGACAUGAGUGCUAAAGUUAAUGAUGAUCCCAACUUCGUACUUUAUAAGGAGCACUUAGAUUAUAUACUUAAUGAUAAUAACGGGAAACCUUGCAUUAUUAUAUUCAAGUUCGGAUGGAGUAAAUACUUCAAUGAUCGGAAAAAGUAUUUGGGGCUCGCAGAAAACAGCAACGAGUUGAAUUUUCCUGGUUUAAGCGAAGAAGUAGCUAAAUGGAUAACAAGUUCUUACAAAAAUGUUGUAGGUCUUGGUGUAGACGUAGCAUCAGUAGACCCAGGUUCUAGUAAACAAUUUCCUGUUCAUAAAAUUACUUCACGACAUGGGCUUUACAAUAUAGAAAAUGUUAAUUUAAAUAGGGAUAUUCCUGAAUAUGGAUGCACUGCUUUGGUGUUGCCAAUGAAAAUAAAACUGGGCACUGGAGCACCCCUUCGUUUAGUUGCUAUAUGUCCUAAGGAGCAAUAGCAGAUUUUGCACGAACGUCAUACAAACGCAAUUCAAAAAGCACAAAACUUUAAGAUAGUAAGUUGAUUUUGUAAGAAUUAAAU
Molecule: messenger RNA, 1008 nt
Organism: Chilo suppressalis (striped riceborer)
Lineage: Eukaryota; Metazoa; Arthropoda; Insecta; Lepidoptera; Crambidae
Source: the annotation of a GenBank genome assembly